UCUCCGCCCAUCCGCUUUGCUUUGCAUUGGGUUUGGGCGAAUUGGCGGUGGGGUGGAAGAGGGGGGGGGUAUGGCGUUCCACAACCACCUGUCACGCGAGCUGACGCCGCUGCGGUACGCGGAGCAGCAGCAGCAGCAGCAGCAGUUGAGGGGCGACAACCCGGCCUUGCUAAGGACCACCAUGGAUCAGCUCGCCGUACCUCCGCCCUCCGGUGCCUCUACCGAUGCUGGCAGGGUGAAGGACGGGAAGGACCUCCGCCGCCUCGUGGCCGACGCGGCCCCGGCUGUGAAGCCGACGAUGGCAGGCGGGGGCGGGCCUACGUGGCUUAACAGCGCAAUUCUCCGGCAGCAGGGUCACCACUACGCCGACAGAAGCUUCCUCCAUCUUCAAACCACGUCCGGUUCCUCCGCCUCGCCGGUCGCUGCCGGAGGGGGAGGAGGAGGCGCGGGGGCGGGUAACUGGUUUCCCCGACCGUCGAUCUUGCAGCGCAGCGGGAGGGAGGACGAGGUUCCGGUGUCGAACGACCCCAUCAUGGCCGGUGCGACAUCGGGGGAGCACGGCGGACGGCGGGGUCACGCGGGCGGGGAGCUCGGGGAGUCGGAGGCAGUGGCGCAAGGGAGCGGCGGCGAGACCGCCGCCGGGGAGGUCACGUGGAUGAACGCGAGGUACAAGGCGGAGAUAUUGGCACACCCCUUGUGCGAGCAGCUGCUGGCGGCGCAUGUGGCGUGCCUGAGGAUCGCGACGCCGGUGGACCAGCUGCCGAGGAUCGACGCACAGCUCGGUCAGUCGCAGCAAAUCGUGUCCAAGUACUCGGUGCUCGGCAACAACGGACAGAUGCCCGGCGAUGACAAGGAGCUCGAUCAGUUCAUGACACAUUAUGUCUUGCUACUUUGUUCCUUUAAAGAACAACUGCAGCAACACGUACGUGUACAUGCAAUGGAGGCAGUGAUGGCUUGCUGGGAGCUGGAACAAUCACUGCAAAGCCUAACAGGUGUCUCUCCCGGUGAAGGCACUGGUGCAACCAUGUCUGAUGAUGAUGAUGAUGACGGCGAUGAUGAUGACGAUCAGGUAGACAGUGAAACAAAUUUGUUUGAUGGACCAGACAGCAUGGGGUUUGGCCCUCUCAUUCCAACUGAGACCGAGCGAUCCUUGAUGGAGCGCGUCAGACAGGAGCUGAAGCAUGAGCUAAAACAGGGGUACAAAAACAAGAUUGUCGAUAUCAGAGAAGAGAUUCUUCGCAAGCGAAGAGCAGGGAAACUUCCUGGGAAUAGCACUUGUACGUUAAAAGCUUGGUGGCAGUCCCACUCCAAGUGGCCAUAUCCAACGGAGGAUGACAAAGCAAGAUUGGUGGAGGAAACUGGUCUACAGUUGAAGCAGAUCAAUAACUGGUUCAUCAACCAAAGGAAAAGGAAUUGGCACAGUAAUCCAUCAUCAUCAUCAUCGAGUUCCCUGAAAAGCAAGCGUAAAAGGUGAGAGCGAUGUUAGAUGAUGGGGCAUUGCUGAAAGAUACAUCAGCAGAAGCAUUGUUUAAUACGGUGCGCAAUCAAAUGGUGUUUUUGCCUCGGUCAUCAAGCUUUUGGUUUGGAUGAUGCAGCAGCUUUUGAGAGGAUGCUGAUAUGUGCAGUUGCAGUAUCAGUGGUGUUGAUAGAUCUCGCACUACAGGUUAUAGUGAUGAUAAAAUAGAAUGUUUGGUGUCUUCUCCUUCUUUCUUCAUUCACUCGUGGAUUAGCACACUGAGUUUUCAGUUGACUUGUACACGUGUUUCAUGAAGAAGAAGAAGAAGAAGAAGAAGAAGGUGAAACAGAUGUGGAUGUACAAUGUGAUAAAUGAUCGAAAUGUACUGCUAACACCAAUGAAUUGGCAGCUGAUUCUUCUUCGUC
Molecule: messenger RNA, 1881 nt
Organism: Musa acuminata subsp. malaccensis (wild Malaysian banana)
Lineage: Eukaryota; Viridiplantae; Streptophyta; Magnoliopsida; Zingiberales; Musaceae
Product: homeobox protein knotted-1-like 13
Biological process (GO): regulation of transcription by RNA polymerase II
Cellular component (GO): nucleus
Molecular function (GO): DNA-binding transcription factor activity, RNA polymerase II-specific; RNA polymerase II cis-regulatory region sequence-specific DNA binding
Source: RefSeq, a predicted model, not a curated record